AUGUCUCGACCUAAGCAAAGAGAAAUUGCCUGCGCUCGUUGCUUCCGCUUGAAGCGUAAAUGCGACCAUGCGAAACCUACCUGCGGUGAAUGUCGCCGGAAAGGCGCCGAGUGUCUACCGGCGAGAUCGCGCCGGAUCGGCGAUAGUGUGACGAUCCCACUUGCGUACCUGAAAGAAUUGGAAAGAAGAGUGGCCGAGCUCGAAGACUCUCCUCAAUCUGCUGAUACGGUGAUGUGCGAUGCAAGUGUUCAAACUGAUAUACCACUAGAGGGAAGUGUUGAUUCACCUUCCCAGGCCCUCUGGAUACCGGACACCAAAAAUAAGUCGCAUUGGACGGACUUCAAAGAAGAGAACGCCUUGGUGGUAUUCCCAGAAACACAACCAAUUCGAAUAUCUCGAUCGCCCUCUCAAAUCUCCUAUAUAGACAUUUUCUCCCAAUUCAACGAACACCUCGACUUCUUACGAUUUGACAAGGGCCCCGUUUAUCCGCUCAUCAGCGACGACUCGUUAUGGCUCACCGAACUCUACACCAAUGUUUACUUUUCUAUAUCACACCGCGAGUGGCCUUUUCUGAACGAGGCUACUUGGAAGAUAUGGCAUUGUGAAGAUUCCUUCGAGGGGCAAGAAUGGAAGUGUUUCUUUCUGCGGAUGGUCUACUCCAUUGGCGCAUCACUAUGCAGCUCGAUGCAUCGAGAUCCUGCGCAUCUGGCACGAUCAAAGAACCUGUAUACUUCUGCCAUGGACUAUUAUCCACAUGUGAUUGGACAUUCAUCUAUGGUGUUGCAGGUCCAGGCAUCGCUUCUUUUGAUUGUGUAUGCGCUGUAUUCUCCUUCGUCGGAGGAGAUUGCCGCGGGCGUUUCUUCAAUAUUGCCAUUCUGUACAGCUGCGAUGACAGAGAUUCGCAAAUAUGCACGCACCAUUCGAGAUGAUGAGUCUGCUCUUGGGGAGUUCUGGACGGAGAACAUGUUCAUAACGUGUUACAUGUUGAACGAAGUUAUUGCUUCUGGUUGGGAUCGGCCAAUGUCUGCUGCCUAUCGUGCCGUGGAUGACGAUCUGUGUAUCCUGGGCGAUACCAUCCAACCUCCUGUCAAUACAAAUCCUGCUCUAGGUCAUCUCUUCCGACUACGGAAGAUCCAAUCAAAUAUUAGAAGAUCACUCGAGCGAUCACGAUGGCAAUUCUCCGAGGAGAAGGAAGGGUUCAACGCCUCCUUGAAAUCGGCUCUGAAUAUAUGGAGACAAGACAUUCCGCGUUAUGGAACUGCGGAAGUCUCAUGUGGCUACUUCAACCCGAAUUGGAUGACAAAGCUGUAUGAUUACAGUAUUCUGAUAUUGAUGGAAGAGAAGCGGAACUUCCUGGAUCACGAGGGCAUUGAGGAUAUCUUCUCUGCUGUUGCUGAGGUUUGUAUGAAGUAUCGCGAUUUCCAGGAGGAAGGGCACGUGUUAUGUUUUACCUGGUCUGCUCUGGUGUUCCAAUUCCGCGCCGGAAUCAUGCUAUUAUACCUCAUUUGGGCUACCAAAUCCAUGGAUACUUUCCAGCAACGACACCCAACACACGAAUAUGCAGGAGCCACCGAAGCAUGCAAAAAGAAUUUCUCCUGCUUCGCGGCCCGCUGGGACGACGCUGUGCCCUAUCAUAAAAUGUUCCAGUUCUUGCAACAAAAAGUCAUGUGGGAUGCCGACACGUCGACGCUGGAGAAAGUUCCAUGUGUAGAGGAAGCCGAAUCAUACCUGGAACAGCUGAAGAAAAAAUAUAUACAUCGGGCUAUCCUGGGGAUGAUAGAGGAUAUGAUGUAUGGGGUGUUUGUACGGGACGAGGCAACCUUGGACACUUUUGUGAUGGGCAUGUAA
This is a messenger RNA of Penicillium maclennaniae, 1848 nucleotides long. RefSeq lists its product as uncharacterized. The coding region runs from base 1 to 1848 and encodes 615 amino acids. NCBI's taxonomy places the organism in Eukaryota, Fungi, Ascomycota, Eurotiomycetes, Eurotiales, Aspergillaceae. The transcript is spliced from 3 exons. The record is from RefSeq and is a predicted model, not a curated record. Gene Ontology annotation, biological process: positive regulation of transcription by RNA polymerase II. Gene Ontology annotation, molecular function: DNA-binding transcription factor activity, RNA polymerase II-specific; sequence-specific DNA binding; zinc ion binding.